Molecule: messenger RNA, 360 nt
Organism: Anoplopoma fimbria (sablefish)
Lineage: Eukaryota; Metazoa; Chordata; Actinopteri; Perciformes; Anoplopomatidae
Product: snaclec 7-like
Exons: 1
Coding region: 1-360 (119 amino acids)
Source: RefSeq, a predicted model, not a curated record
AUGCAUUUUUACUGCAUCAAUGUUACCGUGGUGGUGGAGGAGAAGUCCUGGGAGCAGGCUCUGGAGCACUGCAGAGAGCACCACACCGACCUCAGCAGCCUGCUCUCUGAGACGGACAACCUCCUGGCACUGAAACAGUUCAACAAAGUCCGCACCACCGAGCGAGUGUGGAUCGGCCUGCGUUACCUAGGGGACCACUGGCUGUGGGUGAACGGUGACCCUCUGGAGUAUGAGGCCUGGCCCAAGAGAGGAGUUCAGGAGCACCAGUGUCCUAUACAGAAACGCUGUGGAGCUUUAACCAAAGAGGGGCUGUGGGAGAACUGGGACUGCAAUGAUGAACUGAACUUCAUCUGCUUCUAA